UAUUCGUGAUAGCGUCAAUUUUAAUUAUAUUUAUCGAAGUCACCCGUCACCAGCUAACUAAAUAGCAAAACCACACAUAGAAUCAACUUUCAGGAUGCGCUAUUUCAUGAUUUAUGUGGGUGUCCUGUGCCUGACCGGAAGCUAUGUUGCAUCGAAGGAGUGCUUCAAAAUGGCGCAGCUAAGCCUACCAGGAGCUGAAAACGAAAAUAAAGACUUGAAUGGUUGGAAGAAUAGUGGACGCUGCUCCUGCCAGGAAGCAAAAAAAGAAGCCCAGAGGCGCAAUGCACCCGGCACGUAUAUGCCGCAAUGCGAUUCCAAAGGGAAAUUCAACAAACUGCAGUCCUGGGGUAGCACCGGUCAGUCAUGGUGCGCCAAUCCUGAAACCGGACAGCAGAUCACGGCGUUCGCUAGCCCUGGAAAACCUCGCCCCAACUGCGCUCAGACAGUGAAUCUGACCGUCAGAUGCAAAAGCAUGGACUGCUGAAUUCACUACGUAAACACUAUCUUCCGACUGUGGUAUCCUGAUCAGUGAUUUAUAUGACGCUCUUGGGCUACCCAAUAAUGUUGUUAUAAUAUUAUGUACCACCGUACUCGUACCUACAUAAAUCUGCUUACAAAUUCCUGGUAUGUUAUUUUCGGACAUAGUAUCAUACUACAGUAUGCAUGUACAAGUACAAUACUUGGGCGGGACUUUGCACGGACACAAAGGACUUUCCUUUGUUUAACGUAACGCAAAAUUCACCAGCUUGUAAGAAUAAGAAAUGUGUUUGCAUUUACAACGCGAUAUCAUGAGGUAACAAAUCGCCUUUUUUCCCCGUGUACUGUGUAAAUACAUGGGCGAAGGUCUAAAAGCUGAAUAAGAUAUCCUUAAAAACUG
Molecule: messenger RNA, 877 nt
Organism: Paramacrobiotus metropolitanus
Lineage: Eukaryota; Metazoa; Tardigrada; Eutardigrada; Parachela; Macrobiotidae
Product: saxiphilin-like
Exons: 2
Coding region: 95-484 (129 amino acids)
Biological process (GO): cell-matrix adhesion
Cellular component (GO): basement membrane
Source: RefSeq, a predicted model, not a curated record